AUGGCUCUGACUUUCAAAGAUGCUCUCUCUCGCUUGGAAAAUAGCAGAGUAAAAUCGACAAGACCUCUUAUUCCUCCUCAAAUUCUCCAGGAAGAUCUACCCCUCACUCUGAGCGCUGCUCAAACCGUUCUUCAGGGUCGUCUUGCGGUUGAGCGUGUACUCCGCGGUGACGACGACAGACUUGUCGUCGUCGUUGGACCUUGCUCUGUUCACAACGUUGAAGCAGCGAUCGAAUACGCCAAACUCCUCAAAGAAUACGCAGACACAGCGAAAGAUGAUUUGCUCAUAGUCAUGCGUGUCUACUUUGAAAAACCACGAACAACCGUUGGAUGGAAAGGCCUCAUCAACGACCCUGAACUGAACGGCAGUUUCCAAAUCAACAAAGGUCUUCGCAUUGCCCGCACCCUCUUGCUUGACAUCGCCAAACUUGGCCUUCCUGCCGGCUGUGAAUUCCUUGAUACCAUCACCCCUCAAUACACAGCUGACCUAGUUUCUUGGGGAGCUAUUGGCGCUCGUACAACCGAAUCCCAAGUUCAUCGUGAACUUACAUCUGCACUUUCCAUGCCCACCGGAUUCAAAAAUUCAACUGAUGGAAGUAUUGGAGUUGCCGUCGAUGCUUGCCGUGCUGCUCGUAGUGGCCAUGUUUUCCUUAGCGUCGGAAAAGAAGGUCUUAGCAGCAUUGUCGAAACCACUGGUAACCCUGACGUUCAUGUAAUCUUGCGUGGUGGUGCUCAAGGCCCUAAUUACGCCGCUGAAUACGUUCGGGAUGCUGGUCAAAAGUUGGCAAAAGCUGGCCUUCCUCAAAAAAUCAUGGCCCGACAACUUGAAUCUGAAGACACAGCUAACAUUAUCAUGGGCGUCAUGCUUGAAAGCAAUCUCGUUGAAGGUCGCCAGGAUAUCCCCAACUCUGGCCCUGCUGGACUAAAAUAUGGGCUUUCUGUCACCGAUGCGUGUAUCUCUUGGGAAACUACUGUUCCCGUCCUUGAUCGCCUUCGUGAAGGAGUUCGUGCUCGCCGUGAGGGAGUCAAAAACAGAGCUAAGAACGAGUAG
Molecule: messenger RNA, 1050 nt
Organism: Psilocybe cubensis
Lineage: Eukaryota; Fungi; Basidiomycota; Agaricomycetes; Agaricales; Agrocybaceae
Exons: 5
Coding region: 1-1050 (349 amino acids)
Biological process (GO): aromatic amino acid biosynthetic process
Cellular component (GO): cytoplasm
Molecular function (GO): 3-deoxy-7-phosphoheptulonate synthase activity
Source: RefSeq, a predicted model, not a curated record